UGAAGCGCUGUCAGUCCUGUGGUGCGUGGGAAAGUCAGCACUAUACCUUUGCUCUUAUCCUAGCGACUGGUUUGACAUUUCUUGGGAGUGUGUGAUACUGUCUGGCGUAUGCAAGAACAUUGAUCCGUUGGCUUGAAGGAUAUCUUGCUUGAAAAGGAUCAGAAGACAGCGUUUCUCAACGAUCUUUCUUUGAUGGAAAAGUCUCACACCAUCGUCCUCAUCCAGCGCACUCAGGCGAAGAACAGCCGAACCUUUCUAGAUUAUGAGAGCCUGAGUGGAGCUGUGGACGGCAUAUGCGCCCUGUUUGAGAGAGAUCUUAAGGAGAAGUAUCCCCAUCAGAGAGAGCUGACAUAUGACGUUCAGCAGCUCUUCACAUGGCUGGAUCGCCUGCAUGAUCUGAGCGCGCUAGUGUUUGAUGCCAGGCUCACAGCAUAUCUUCCCUUCAACAAGGCAUGGGUCAAGGAGAAGAUGCUGAAGCAGUUGCAGCGCCAGGCAGGUGUCCGAUAACUGGGGACAAGGCAAUUUCUCUAGUGGGAGAAGAGGAGAAUCUGCUGGGGCGUCAUAAUUGGCUCAUCCGUUGAUCUGAAACGCAAUGUCCUUUGCUGCUUGCUGGAUGUUUUCAAACUUAGGGCUGAGAGGACAAUGGCACAUUGUGAACCGAUGGCAUUGCUCAGCCACCGUGCACCAAUGUCUCAAUCUCAAAUAUCUGCUACAUCAUUGAACGCAGGAUUUAUGUCUCGAUGAGUGUAAGAGCCUUUGUGU
Coccomyxa subellipsoidea C-169 is the source of this 762-nucleotide messenger RNA. RefSeq names its product enhancer of rudimentary. The transcript is spliced from 5 exons. NCBI's taxonomy places the organism in Eukaryota, Viridiplantae, Chlorophyta, Trebouxiophyceae, Coccomyxaceae. Bases 193 to 507 code for a protein of 104 amino acids. The record is from RefSeq and is a predicted model, not a curated record.